AUGGCAGCCGAAGAAGAGCGUAAGGUGAUCCCAGACAUGCCCCGAGGUCCCCUGUGCACCUACCGCUCGAAGGCAAAGUUUAACUGGAAAGAUUUCCGGCUGGUGCUGGAAAACAAGGAGCUGGUCAAAAUAAAAUACGAUAUAUGGCACCGGUUAGAGUCGGAACCGUUGUUCACUCCCGUCACCUCGACACUAUCGAUCGAUCAGCAGAAGGAACGUGCGGCACGUCAGGUUAACCGGAUCGCCGAUUUGGAGCUGGCACCGGCUGAAAUCUACUCCAAACCGUACAACUACCGCGUGCGUUAUCUAAUGAGCAUCAACGAGGCCCUACACGCCGUAUGUCCAAGUUUGUCGGUGAAGAUAGCACUCGGUGUGGGGUUGUUCACGAACUCACUGCUGGCGAUGGGAACCGAGCGGCAUCAGGACAUCUACAAUAAGGCGUGGAACCGAGAGAUCAUCACUUGUCUCGCGAUCACCGAGGUUUCGCACGGUAGCAACACGAAACGGUGUCGCACUACGGCCACGUACGAUCCAACCACGCAGGAGUUUGUUAUCCACACGCCGGACUUUGAGGCGGCCAAGUGCUGGAUCGGGAACUUGGGCAAAACCGCCUCGAUGGCGUUGCUGUUCGCUAUCCUGUACACGGCUGAUGGCGAAAACCACGGACUGCAGGGGUUCCUGGUGCCGAUCCGGGAUCCGAAAACGCUGCUACCCUAUCCGGGUGUUACGGUGGGCGAUAUCGGUGAGAAGAUCGGGUUGAACGGCAUCGAUAAUGGGUUCGUGAUGUUCAACAACUAUCGCAUACCGCGGGAAAAUCUGCUCAACCGCACAGGGGACGUGACGCCCGAGGGUGUGUACGAGAGCACGUUUAGUGAGCCGGGUAAAAUACUUGGUGCCGUGCUGGAGUCCUUUUCGGCCGGGCGGUUAGGCAUCAUGCAGGAGUCGUCCAACACGCUAUCACACGCGGCUGUCAUCGCGGUGCGUUAUGCCGCACUAAGGAAGCAAUUCGGAACCGACCGUAAUGGGCCGGAACAGUCCAUCAUCGAGUAUCAGUUGCACCAAUGGCGCAUAUUCCCGUAUCUGGCAGCCGCCUGCGUACUUAAAGUGUCCGUGUUCGCGAUGACGGAGAUCUAUCUGGAGACGGUGCAGAAAUCGCAAGCCGAAUCGAACGGGUUCGAGCUGUUGACGCAGAUCGUCUCGGAGAUACACGCGCUGGUGUCCUCGUCGAAACCACUCGUCACGUGGACGGCACGAGACGCGAUCCAGGAGUCACGGGAAGCUUGCGGUGGCCACGGUUACUUGAGGGCGGCAAAUCUGGGCGAGCUGCGCAACAACCACGACCCCAGCUGUACUUACGAGGGCGACAACAAUGUGCUAGGGCAGCAGGCUUCCAACUGGCUCAUCCGCCAGUGGAAAAACGCCAAGGUGGAGAGUCCGGUUGGGACGGCUGCUUUCAUUACGCGCAGGGAUGCGAUCCUGAGCGGUGAUUUUGAGUCCUUGCUGCGUGCGGGGCUUCGCGUCGAAAGCUCGGAGUUUGUCAGUAAAUGCUACGAGUGGCUCAUGUGCUGGUUGCUUCGCGAGAGCGUGAUGAAGAUGGAAAAAGCCAGCAUGGCGGGCGAGGACACGUUUACGGCACGCAAUAACUGUCAGGUUUACCGGGCCAGGGAUCUAAGUCGUGCGUAUGCCGAGUAUUACGCGUUGCAGAGCUUCAGAACACGGUGUGCUCGGGGAGAUGUAAAAGAAGAGCUGUUGCCGGUGCUUUUCCGCGUGUAUCUAGUGUACGGUAUGUGGUGUCUUGAUCGGCAUAUGACCACGUUUUACGCCGGCUCAUUCGCAAAGGGAUCGCAAUUUUCCGAUGCCGUUCGCGGGACGCUACUGCGUGUGUGCGGUGAGCUGAAGGACUCUGCCGUGGCCAUAGCCGAUGCACUGGCCCCACCGGACUGGGUGCUUAACUCGGUGAUCGCGAAAUCCGACGGACGGCUGUACGAAAACAUUCAGUCCGAGUUCAUGACGAACCCGGGAGCAAUGGAACGAGCGUCCUGGUGGAAGGACAUCAUUCCAACGAAGCUCAAAAGCAAGCUGUAAGCGGGCUAUCUGUGAACGCGACGGCGGAGAAUUCAUCACGAUCCAGAUCGUACCAGUCUAAGCCAGUGUGUCCAUGCGGAAGAGUAGCGAAAAGCGUUUUUUUAAUAUACGGGUUUUUCUUUUAGAGUGUUUAUCGUUUGUUGAAACUAUUGGCUAUACCGGCACGUAGGGAACACGAUGCGUUAUUAUCGUUUCCGGUUAACACAAGUAGCAAACACAAUACAGUGCAAUUUAGCGGUGGUAUUCCCAGAGCCAAAAACCCGUCGUCCUCGCGUGCAAAAUCGACGUAAACUUCUCGUACGUAAAUGUUUCCUGUUGACGUGUGUAAUAAUCUAUGUAAUGUGUAUCCGUGUUCGUACAGAUCAGGAGUCCUUUCUCACGACCAAAUGACGUGUGAAAAUAAUCGUUAAGGAUGGUGACGCGCGCCCGUCUCUCGUGUAUGUUUGUUUGUUCUCGUUCGUCCCUCAUCGCUGUCUCGAUUCUUGCACGAACGAUUCUAGUUGUUACCUGCCGGUAACUCCCGGUGCCAGUUUUCUGGCCCAUCGGUUUAAGCAGUCACCGCGUACGGCGAUCAGCAACGCGAACAAUGCAUAAAAAGUGUCCCUUACUGUCCUUGUAUCAUUCGCGGGUUGCCAUCCUUUUGGCGCAAACCGUGCUUCAUUUGCUCCGGUUCGAUGAAAUCUCGUUAUGCCCUCCUAUAAAACGGGUGCACCCCGGGGAUAGGGCCCCACCAAACCAACAGGACAAAUCAAUUUGUGACAAGAAAAUGUGUCUUAUCUUUAUUCCUAUAUAUCUACUAUCGAGUAUAGUCAAAACCAGCCUAGCUAGAGAAAUGUGUGAAAUAGGAAUGUUUUUGAAACCGAAGUGGGUGGAUUGUUGUAAAAAAGAAAAAAGAAAAAGAAUACUACUAGCGUAAGAGAGGAACGGUGCCGUCGUGUGUAACCGUUGCGAGUCCUUGGAUGGAUAUGUGUUUCCGUUGUUCGUCGUUUCCGAAUGCAAUAUAUCUGUCAUCCGUAGGACCAAAACCCAUCCACCCCGGGACGGAAUCGGUGUGUCGUUUACCGGUUUCUUUGUUAACUGUACUUUACUACCUGUUCGCAAGCGUCUUUCUCGAUGUUGUGCAUCUUUUCCAACCGUGUGGUGUUUUUCCGACAAAACCAUCCCACCCGUUCGAUGUAAUGGAGAAAUAAAACGUAUUACAUGUGAUGAUGUAGAUCAACUCCUUUCUAGUGAAUGCUAUCGAGCGAAGUAAGUCAUCGUCGUUGUGUAUAUCGUUGUAGCUAGCUGUUCGAGCAACUAGAGCUAGAUAGAGUAGAAUCAGAUCAAAGAUCAUCGACUGCUAGUACGAUAGAGAGAAAAAUAUGUGCAUAACGCGCACGGCAAAGUACAUCGUUCUUGGAAGGAUGCAUAUCUCUUUUAUGAGGCCACUGGGAAAAGAAAACCGGAGUAAGAUUGCAAAGGUGCCACGGUACGAUAGGAAAUGUUUAUCUACAUGGAAAAAAUAUAUACACUUACUUAUAUAUAUAUACACCCACAACAGUCCUACAUGAAUGGCAACAAUACGAAAGCAUAUAAAUUGUGCGUUCCUUGAACGCUUUUUCAUC
This is a messenger RNA of Anopheles nili, 3689 nucleotides long. Its product is annotated as peroxisomal acyl-coenzyme A oxidase 3. Bases 1 to 2085 code for a protein of 694 amino acids. Gene Ontology annotation, biological process: lipid homeostasis; fatty acid beta-oxidation using acyl-CoA oxidase. Gene Ontology annotation, cellular component: peroxisome. The transcript has 5 exons. The record is from RefSeq and is a predicted model, not a curated record. Lineage: Eukaryota; Metazoa; Arthropoda; Insecta; Diptera; Culicidae. Gene Ontology annotation, molecular function: FAD binding; pristanoyl-CoA oxidase activity; fatty acid binding.